Molecule: messenger RNA, 948 nt
Organism: Erythranthe guttata (spotted monkey flower)
Lineage: Eukaryota; Viridiplantae; Streptophyta; Magnoliopsida; Lamiales; Phrymaceae
Gene: HP6
Product: histidine phosphotransfer protein 6
Biological process (GO): phosphorelay signal transduction system; cytokinin-activated signaling pathway; phosphorylation
Cellular component (GO): cytoplasm; nucleus
Molecular function (GO): histidine phosphotransfer kinase activity; protein histidine kinase binding
Source: RefSeq, a predicted model, not a curated record
UAUUUGUGGGUGGAAGAAGAAAUAUUGACAAAACGGGUCUACCGAUUUGGAUGUUGGGACUCAGUGUGGAGCGGCUCCGAGCUGACAUGAAUCGGUUGCUCGCGUUACUCUUCCACCAGGGAGUGUUGGAUGAACAGUUCUUACAGCUGCAGCAAUUGCAAGAUGAAUCCUCACCCAAUUUUGUAUCCGAGGUUGUCAACAUAUAUUUCCACGAGUCCGAAAAGCUUCUCAGAAACCUCAGAGCAUUGUUGGUGGAUAAGGAGUUUUCGGACUACAAGAAAAUGGGGACACAUUUGAAUCAGUUUAUGGGGAGCAGUUCCAGCAUCGGUGCCCAAAGGAUCCGAAAUGUCUGCGUAGCUUUUCGGGCCGCUUCCGAUCAAAAUAACCGGCCCGGGUGUAUAAGAGCAUUAGAGCUGUUGGAAUAUGAGUACUGUUAUCUCAAGAACAAGCUGCAUGAACUUUUCCAGAUUGAGCAGCAGAGAAUCCUAGCAGCUACAGUCAGAUAUCCAAUGCAGCAGCAGCACCAUCAACAACAACAGCAGCAGCAGCAGCCAAACAACCCCUAAUUAAAUAAAGGCUAUAUAUACAUAUAUGUAUGUAGGCCUAAGUGUGAAGUGAAUGUAUGGCAGAAAAGUGAAUGAAAAAGAUUGGUUUUGAUGACAAUGACAGAAUUUCACAUGCAUUCAAUGCCAAUAUAUAUAUUCCCUUCUUCCUUUUUUUCUUUUCUUGAAAUGUCUUGUUUGGCAGUAUGUGUGUAGUGUGUGUUUUCUUGCAUGGCAGUUGGCAAUUAAUAAUUAAGCGGCGAGCUUAGCUUCUGAUUCUGAUAACAAAUCCCACUUCCAAGAAAAGUUAUUACUAGGGGGGUUCAGCUUUUGGGAGAAAGAGCUUAUAUUAAGUUCUUUUCAACUGCAUUCAACUUUUGAUGUAAACUAAAAGCACUUAAUGUAA